Molecule: messenger RNA, 354 nt
Organism: Closterium sp. Yama58-4
Lineage: Eukaryota; Viridiplantae; Streptophyta; Zygnematophyceae; Desmidiales; Closteriaceae
Source: the annotation of a GenBank genome assembly
AUGCCUGACACGCGAAACGAAUGCACCCUUACACUUCCUAAAAGGGAAAAAAGGGUAUUUUACCCUGAUAUUUUGGGCCCUGGUCCACUUCCCUUGAUUUCCAAAAAGAAUAAUAAUAAUAAUAAUAAUAAUAAUAAUAAUAAUAAUAAUAAUAAUAAUAAUAAUAAUAAUAAUAAUAAUAAUAAUAAUAAUAAUAAUAAUAAUAAUAAUAAUAAUAAUAAUAAUAAUAAUAAUAAUAAUAAUAAUAAUAAUAAUAAUAAUAAUAAUAAUAAUAAUGAAACAAACAAACAUGCUCUCAGACUUUGUUAUUUGCACCCGCACCUUCACCUCCAGCAUCCUCCAUCUGAAAUCUAG